GGGGAGCUGAAAAGGGGUGUGUGUGUGUUUUUAAAUGCUCUUUUGCCUGCUUGGGUUUGAAUUUCUCUGCAGCUACAGAAAGGAAGAGCCCCAGGCCUAGCAAGGGGGAAAAGAGAGCUUCUCAACAGCCGGGUGAGGUAGGUUAAACCAAGAGGCUGUGACUUUCCCAAUGUCACCCAGCAGGCUUCCAUCUGAGAAUUCUGGGAGAACAAGUGAGGUGCCAGAAGACUGGAGGCAAAUCUCCUCAUCUCCAAGGAGGGGGAAAGGAGGAUCCAGAACUUCCCAGGAUCAUAGAGUUGGAAGGGGUUUGGACCAGCUCCUUUGCUCAAUGCAGGAGUUUCUCCAUGCUGAGAAAUUAUUGUCGUGGGAUCAGGCAGAGAUGAAAAUGGAAGAACCAGAAGCUGCAGGCUCCACAACAGAAGAAAGAUCACAGGGGGCAGAAAAAGCCUCUUAUGACAUCCGAGCAGAGAGAAAAUGCCUGCAGAGCAUGUCAGCACAACGUAAGGUUAAACAGGAACCAGGUGAGGGGCUUGUUCCUCACUGGGAGGCCCAGUGGCAGGACUUCCUGAAGACUGUGGAGGCCCCUCAUCCAGGAUGGACCAUUCCCCAGUUGCCAGAGGAGCCCACCACUCCUUGGGAUGACACCAAGACCUUUCUCGCCUCCUUUGAGCAAGUGGCCAAAGCCUGCCGCUGGCCAAGACAAGAAUGGGUGACCCGACUCCUGCCAGCUCUCAGUGGGGAAGCCGAGCAGGCCUUCAGCCAGCUGAGUGUCAGAGACAGACAGGAUUAUGGGACAGUGAAGACAGCCAUCUUGCGAGGGGAUGCUAUCAGCAGGGAGAAACAGCGUCAACACUUCCGACAUUUCUGCUACCGGGAGGCUGAUGGACCACGAGGGGCUCAUAGUCGGCUCCAGGAGCUCUGCCAUGGGUGGUUAAAAGUCGAUAGGUACACCAAGGAGCAGAUCUUGGAGCUGCUGAUCCUGGAGCAGUUUCUGGCUGUCUUGCCCCUUGAGAUUCAGAGCUCAGUAAGGGAAAUCGGGCCGGAUACCUGCUCUCAGGCAGUGGCCUUGGCUGAGGAUUUCCUGCAGAUGCAAAGAGAAGCAGAUCAGGUUGAGAACCAGGUGUCAUUGGAGGAGGUGGCUGUGAACGUAUCUGAUGCUGGCCAAGCACCAUUUCAGAUAGAGCAGAGGCAGCAGUGCAUGGAGGGAACACUGGCUGAGGACAGAAGCACCAGGCUUGUGGCAGCUAAAAGGUGGAUUAGUGCUCACAGAAGGGAGAAAUGCAUGGCAGAACAUUCAGAACAUGCAGGACCAAUGAAUCUGGUGGCUGGCCAAGAGGAAGAGAACAUUUCCUCAGACAGCGAGAUGGAAAAUGCCCCUGAGGGUCAAGAAUGGCAAAGUGAAGUCCACCCUAGACAGGGAGUGGAUGAAUCAGGUUCUUUGGAGGAUUUGAGGGAAACUUCAGACCGACAGGGUGCUUGCUCCGGUAAGAGACAAAACACAUAUAGUGUCUGUAGGGAAAGCUCUGGGCUCAAUAUAAAUCAGAUCGCACACCCCAGAGGAAAGCCACAGAACAAAUGCUUGAUUUGUGGAAAAUCUUUCCUAUAUAGCUCAGAUCUCAUAAUUCAUCAUGGAAUCCACACUGGUGAGAGACCCUAUGAAUGCCCUGACUGUGGCAAGAGAUUCAUUCGCGGCUCAGACCGUAACCGCCAUCAGAGAAUACACACUCAAGAGAAACUGUACAAGUGCCUCGUCUGUGGAAAAUGCUUCCUCUACAGCUCAGAUCUCAUCAUUCAUCAGAGAAUCCACACAGGCGAGAGGCCAUACGAAUGUCUGGAUUGUGGGAAAAGGUUCAGUUGCAGCUCGGACCGUAACCGCCAUCAACGGAUCCACACUGGGGAGAAGCCAUAUGUGUGCUUGGACUGUGGGAAACGUUUCAGCCAGAAAGUUCAUCUGAACAGGCAUUGUAGGAUCCACAUGGGAGAGAAAUCAUACCAGUGCCAAGAAUAUGGAGAAAGCUUCGGCGUGAUGGUUAUGAGGACUUGAACAAAGAAUCCAUGCAGGUAAGAGAUGCCACUGUGUUGAGUCUACAGAACAAGCUUUGUUGGUAACUCAGAUCUCAUUUAUCCAUGAACACCCUAUUAACAAGGGAGCACACAAAUGCCAGGAUUGUUACUUGGGAACACAUUAAGGUUCAUAAUCACCAAAACAUCUAUGCAAGUGAAAAAUCCUGGGGGUGCCCUGAUUGUGGGAUGAACAUCCGCCACCUGUUCCAGAUUCCUCAGAGAAAUCCAUCCCAGAGAGAAGCCAUACAAACCAUCCUCUUGUGGGAAAGGAUUUGGAUCCAGGCCACUCUGUGAUUAUCACCUGAGAAUCCACGCUGGGUGAAACAAAAUGAAUCAUUGGCUGGUGAAAAGAAUGUCUGCUGGAAAAAUUGAACUCAACCAGCAUCCAAACAGAUAAAUUUUCAAAAGAUAGGGAAAGGUGAGCUGAAAUCUCCUUGCACUUCAUGAGUAGCAUAUGAUGGAAACCAAACAUGGACUCUGCAGAAAAUGCUGGAUGCCUUUUAGUGUUACUUUAGAGGAAAAAGACCAUUGUGGAAGAAAUCUGUGUUUCCCAAGAGCAGUCAGAGACUGUGAGAAAAAUAAUUUUCUGUUUUCAUUGUUCUUUGUAGUUUGGGAUAUGCUGUCUUUUCUGGAUUUGUUGUUACACUGUUUUUGUUGACGCUUUCAUGAAUUUACCUCUUUUGGUUUGUUCUUGUCAACAACUCAUUUUUGCAAGAGGGCUACUUGGAAGUUCCCCCUGGCUUCCUCAGGAUAUCAGUAUGCAUCACCCCAUUUCUCUUCUUAUAAUCCUGUUCAAUCUCCACUGUGUAAGUGGGGGAGCCAUAUCCUCUUGUUAUGGGGUUUCCAGAGUCUGCUUGGCAGCUGGUGGGAGGUUAUGGCAAGAGACAAAAUAUCCUCUCCCUUCAAAACAGUGAUGUUAUUUAUCUCCAUGCCAUAAAAAGUUCAGCUGCCUAUUUCCAUGGAGGAAGCUUCUAUUAAAGGGGGAAGACAUUUUUUUCAGGCUGUUGGCAAUCCUACUUCUACUCUUAGCUAAAGGCCUUUCCAUCUAUUCAAAAUGUAUCUCAGUUGCAUUUUGGCAGAUGUGUGCAAUAUUAC
This is a messenger RNA of Sphaerodactylus townsendi, 3159 nucleotides long. RefSeq names its product zinc finger and SCAN domain-containing protein 31-like. The record is from RefSeq and is a predicted model, not a curated record. The coding region runs from base 170 to 2044 and encodes 624 amino acids. The transcript has 6 exons. Lineage: Eukaryota; Metazoa; Chordata; Lepidosauria; Squamata; Sphaerodactylidae. Gene Ontology annotation, biological process: regulation of transcription by RNA polymerase II. Gene Ontology annotation, molecular function: RNA polymerase II cis-regulatory region sequence-specific DNA binding; DNA-binding transcription factor activity, RNA polymerase II-specific.